AUGGAGGGUGACAGAAUCAGAAUCAGGUGCUUGAACAAACUCUUUCGUGCUUUAAUUGUGGUGUUCACUUUACUGCAAUGUGCUGUCAACCCUUCCCUUUCCCUUGGAUUCAAAAAUAUUUCUUCAGAAGGAGUGGUGAGGUGCUUUGAGAGGGAAAGAGAAGCACUCCUUGCUUUCAAACACGGCCUCGUGGAUCACUACCAUCUCCUCUCUUCGUGGGGAAGAGAAGAACACAAGCAAGAUUGUUGCAAAUGGGUCGGCGUCCACUGCAGCAACCGAACCAACCAUGUUACUCAACUUCAUCUUGGGUGGUAUUCUUUGCAAGGUAAGAUGAUGAGUCCCAAACUACUUGAGUUGCAGCAUUUGAAAUAUUUGGACCUUUCUUCCAUCAACUUCAAUGGGACCCGACUUCCAUAUUUCAUUGGUUCUCUUUCCAAUUUAAGACACCUCGAUCUCUCUGGUGCUUCUUUUGGUGGUCGAUUUCCAAGUCAAGUUGGAAACCUUACCCACUUGCAAUAUCUUGAUCUCGGAUGGAAUGGCUUUAACAGUGUGGAAAAUCUGAAUUCGUGGCUCCCUCGUCUUUCUUCUUUAACAUAUUUGGAUCUGAGUAACACCAAUCUCAGUAAUGUUCAUGACUGGCUGGAAACAGUAAGCAAGCUCCCUAAACUUACAAACUUAACGUUACACGGGUGUGGUCUUCCUUCUCCUAUAAUCCAUUCCAGUACUCUUUUUAACAUAAAUUCUUCAAAGUCUCUUGCUCAUGUUGACCUCUCUGACAACCAAUGCACUUCUCCUUCAAUAUAUUUAUGGUUGUCUAACUACAAUGCCAGCCUUGUCCAUCUUCACCUCCAUAACAGCAGUUUAACUGGUUUAAUUCCCAGUGUCGUUGAAAACUUGACCUCUCUUGUCUUUCUAUGUCUCUCUCAGAACAAAUUUGACGCGGUGAAUCCGCAUUCUUUUUCCAGCUUAUGCAGUUUGCAAGAACUGUACCUAGGCAAUACUAGUCUGAGUGGACAGUUUUCCAAGUUUGUUCAAAUGUUGUCCACGUGUGCUCAAAACUCAUUAGAGUAUCUGUACCUCUCUAACAAUCAUCUUUCUGGAUCAAUUCCUAAUCUCACAAACUUUUCAUCGUUGAAACUAUUAUUUCUCUCUACAAAUCAAUUGAGUGGAACAAUACCUGAAAGUAUUGGGCAACUGUCUAAUCUAGAGUAUAUGGCCUUGAGUAUGAAUGCUCUGGAAGGUGUGGUUUCGGAAAGCCACUUCUCGAAUCUCUCUAGAUUAACAUAUUUGGAUUUGUCCUCUACCUCACUAGCUUUAAGCUUCAAUUCUAAUUGGGCUCCACCUUUUCAAUUGGACUAUAUAAGUUUGGGGUCUUCCAAGAUGGGUCCGUAUUUUCCAAAAUGGCUUCAAACUCAGAAUGAGUAUUCAUACCUCAAUAUUUCUGAUGCUGGAAUUAUGGAUAUCCUUCCAAGCUGGUUUUGGGGUACGACUCGUGACGUGACAUUUAUCAGUCUUUCCAAUAACCAAAUUGGAGAAAUGUUUGCAAAUUCGACAAUGAAUUUUACGUAUUACCCUGAAAUACAAUUGAGUUCGAACCAAAUCGAAGGUCCAAUUCCCUCAACUCUAUUGCAUGCGUCAUAUUUGGAUCUCUCUAAUAAUAACAUUUCAGGGUCAAUUUCUAUCUUGUGUGAAGCAUACAGGAGUUUAAUGUUUCUUAAUCUCUCAAGCAACAAUCUCUCCGGAGAGCUUCCAGAAUGCUUGACACAUUUUGACCAUCUAGUCAUGCUUGAUUUGAGCUACAAUGCUUUUUCGGGGAAAAUUCCAUCCACAGUAGGCUCACUGUAUCACAUGGAAACAUUGAAACUAAGAAGCAACAGAUUUGUUGGAGAGUUGCCUUCAUCCUUGAAGAAUUGCACCAGUUUAAAAGUUGUUGAUGUUGGAAACAAUCAAUUAUCAGGACCCAUACCAAAAUGGUUAGGGGUUAGCCUUCAGAAUUUGGUUAUCUUGAUGCUUUCCUCUAAUAACUUCAACGGAAGCAUGCCGUCUGAACUAUGCCGUCUAACAAAAAUUCAAAAUUUGGAUGUGUCUGUGAACAACAUCUCUGGUGCAAUACCAAAAUGCCUCAGCAAUUUGACUGCUCUGGCACAAAUAGGAAAUUCAUCUCCGAUCCUUCAACAUUUGUUGUCAAUAAAUGAUGUUUAUGUUGUUUAUAAGGAUGAUGCAACAUUCAUAUGGAAGGGAAGAAUGUACUCGUACAGAAACACUUUGGGACUCGUGAAGAGAAUUGAUUUCUCAAGCAAUAGGUUAACGGGGGAGAUUCCAAUUGAAAUCACGUAUCUUGUUGGAUUAAUUUCUUUAAACUUGUCGAUAAACGGAUUGACAGGUGAGCUACCUGCGAAGAUUGGAAAGUUGCAAGCAUUGGAGAUCCUGGAUUUGUCAAGAAACCAGAUAGAUGGCAGAAUUCCAACAAGCCUUGCUCGGAUAGAUCGUCUUAGUGUCUUGGACUUGUCAUACAACAAUUUUAUUGGCAAAAUUCCAACAGGCACUCAGCUCCAAAGUUUUGAUCCCUCCAAUUAUGCUGGAAAUCCUCAACUGUGCGGACCUCCACUUCAAAACAUGUGUGAUGAUCAACAGGAAACCGUGAUCUCAAGCAAUGAAGAAGAAAAAGAUGAGCUAAUAACAUGGGGAUUUUACGUCAGCAUGGCGCUUGGUUUUAUUGUUGGAUUUUGGGGAGUCUGUGGCAGUUUGAUUUUCAUCAGGCAAUGGAGAUACUCGUACAUCAGGUUCUUGAAUGUCUUGAAUGAUUGGCUUUAUGUGAGGGUGAUUUCGAUCAAGCGGCACUUCAAUUAA
Molecule: messenger RNA, 2850 nt
Organism: Pyrus x bretschneideri (Chinese white pear)
Lineage: Eukaryota; Viridiplantae; Streptophyta; Magnoliopsida; Rosales; Rosaceae
Product: receptor-like protein EIX1
Exons: 1
Coding region: 1-2850 (949 amino acids)
Molecular function (GO): protein binding
Source: RefSeq, a predicted model, not a curated record